AUGGCUCUUAAGCGCAUCAACAAGGAACUCGCUGACCUCGGCCGCGACCCGCCCUCUUCCUGCUCUGCUGGCCCAGCUGGCGACGAUCUUUUCCAAUGGCAAGCCACCAUCAUGGGUCCUAGCGACUCGCCAUACACCGGGGGUGUUUUCUUCCUUCAGAUUCAGUUCCCUACAGACUACCCUUUCAAGCCUCCCAAGGUUCAGUUCACAACCAGAAUCUACCACCCCAACAUCAAUGCGAACGGCAGCAUCUGCUUAGACAUUCUCCGUGACCAGUGGAGCCCGGCCUUGACGAUCUCGAAGGUGUUGCUUUCAAUCUGCUCCAUGCUGACGGAUCCCAACCCCGACGACCCGCUUGUGCCCGAGAUCGCCCACGUCUACAAGACGGACCGUGCGAAAUACGAACAGACAGCUCGGGAGUGGACCAGGAAGUAUGCCGUUUAA
Molecule: messenger RNA, 444 nt
Organism: Podospora anserina S mat+
Lineage: Eukaryota; Fungi; Ascomycota; Sordariomycetes; Sordariales; Podosporaceae
Exons: 5
Coding region: 1-444 (147 amino acids)
Biological process (GO): protein polyubiquitination; ubiquitin-dependent protein catabolic process
Cellular component (GO): nucleus
Molecular function (GO): ubiquitin conjugating enzyme activity
Source: RefSeq, a predicted model, not a curated record